AUGGAGUCUGAUUCUAGGCUUCAGCAUUUCAGCAGUGGGCUUGAGCAUAUUGAGCGGAGUAGCUUGAGGGGCAUCUUGUCAGGUGAAAUUAGGGUUGACGUGCAGAGCUGCAAGGAGCGCGUUGCAGUGCGGUGCCUCUUGUGCUUGCACCAGGUCUGGGCAAAGACCGGAGAGGGGCAGUUGAGACUGGCAUUCCGAAAGAGCGAUCGGGGCAUUCUGAUGGGCUACAUUGUCAGCGCAACAGUCCCCAAGAGCAAGCAGUCCAAGCAGAUUGUGUGCCUGAAUUGCAUAAACAACUUGGUCGGCAAGCUCGCUGAGAGCACUGAUGCUUUGUCGAUGAUGAUUCUUGGCAGCAAGAGGGGCGGCCUGCAGAACGCAGUUGUUCUGCGGCGGGAGGCGAAAGAGGGGGCGUGGAGGCAGGAGUUGGAGCUCAGCGACGAGCUGCUCAGCUUCCUUCGUCAGGAGAACGCGAGGACAAUGCCAGGGGAGCGGCACGUUUCCACGGCAGCAACGCAGAUAGGCGCUCGCGGCAUUGCAAAGGGGGUUCGCCCGAGAGCUAGGAGCGAGGCAGCGGAGAGCUCCGAGGAUUGCACUCAAACGACGAGCAUCAAGGCGCAAGCUGUGCGCUAUCUGCGAAUGAUGGUCUCGCCCGCUGCGCCGGUCCACAUGUACCUGCCCACGAAGUCAGAAGCGCUGCGGCCGCUUAGGCUGUACAUGAGUCCGUGGAAUCACAACGGAGAGGGCGCGCCAAAGGCACUGGGAAAGCCUGACAAGGUUACAGGGCUGCCAGAGACAGUCUGGUGGAAUUCGCUGGGGAACAUCUGCUGCACGUGCCACAGAGGCCGACUAACGGAGGAUGCCCCUUGUGUUCACAAGCUGGCGCUAGCGGCCCUCAGCGAGAGUUGGGCGCCAACGUCUGAGCUCCCCACGCGCGACAGGCUUGGAAGAGGGGUGCACGUUGAGCGAGUAGCCACGGACGAUCGAGGGAGCUGCAUUGCAGUUGCAGACAAUCUGCAAGGGGCGCUCGGCCCGCGACGGCGCAUGGUCUUCCAGAGCUUCAAGGGGGAUUGGCUCUGGUGCGAGGGGCGCAAUGACGGCUGUCCUUCCUUGAUCGACUGCUCCCACGUGGCCGCGGUAAAGAGAGAGCUCAACGAGGCCGGCGGCGUCCCCAUGGCCAACCAGAUGAUCAUGGAGCCCUUGCAACCAUUGUCAAUGGCUGCUGUGUGCUGGCUCGAGCGAUGGGAUGGAGUGAUGCCCCAGAUCGGAAAGGCAGUGCCCACGGUGGGGGCAAUUUCGUCAGAGGGGUCGGAAGGCCGAAGCGCGCUCAAGGACGAGGGGGAGUACCUCAUCGGCCUGCUCGAGAAGCGUCCUCAUGAUCCGGCAACGUGCUCAGGCGAGUCGUGCUUCUGCCAACAACACGAACGGCUCUUUGGGGAUGCGGGCGCGCACGACAUUGGAGAAGAGAGUGCGGGGGUGGAUCUCGAGAGGAAGCGCGCUUUUGGAGGGCACGUGCCCCCUCGAAAGAGAGCGAGGCGCAGCAAGGCGGCGUGGGCAGCGCACAGAGAGAGCGCGCAGCCGGCUGCGCCAAUCGGUUGGGAAGCGCGGCCGCCGACGGACGCGAGGGGCAAGGAGGCAAUCCGAGGCUGGGUGGAUGCAUGCACGAGCUGCACUUUGGCCUCCUUGGCGGACGGGGCUUGCGAGCACAGGAAGGCUUCGAGGGUUCGCGCCCCUGUCCAGCUGCUCACCACUGAGGCAGUCCAGGUCACGAAGCCCAAGCUUGCGAGGCUCAGCGAUGCCCUCAGCUUCCACGACCCGUUGGUGACCUCGCUAGAGCGCCCCGUCCGCGUCAGCAAGCUCAGGGAAUGCCAUUUCGAGGAGCUUUCGGAGAAGGGGCUGCUUAGCGCUCCGUGCCCGUUGGAGCCCCCUCGGUGCGGCGGGUCAUGGAUGGAGGCAUGGGUCAAGGCCUCCGUGACGGCGGCAUCGUGGAGUCAGGGGGUCCAGACGCGCAUUUACCACUGCCAGUGCUUGGACGAGGCGCACGCCAUCCACUUUGAUGGAGAGCACCAGGCUGGGGCUCACGGGCACUCCUUCAAGGCCGAGCUUGCAACCCCACAGAGCGCCUUCCAGCGCACCCCCGAUGCCGUCGUGCUGAGCGAGGAGACUUGGCGUCGGGCGAGUCUUGACUUCUUCAAGCUGGUUGGGCUCGGCAUCCGAGACUGCUGCUCGCUGUGCGGGCCACAUCCAAGGGUGCUUCUCUGCGACGGCAUUGUCGGUCUGGCGAGCGCCGAUGGGGGCCAGAAGCCGGGCGGGCUUGGGAGCUCCUCCCUUGAUGCGCGACGGACCUUCUGUCACCCCAGCCGUUACCCAACGGGACAGCUGCUCGAAAAGCAUUCGAUCUCCGGACGUGACUACUGCGGCGCGGGGCUCGAGGGGGGUGGCCUGAAGCGCAAGCUCCUACUGCAGCCCGAGCUGCGAGAGGCAAUCGCACGGCUCUCACAGCAUCGACCGAAGGACGAGAAGCUCGGGCAGCGGCUGUCGAGGGCGGAUUUUGCGGCCCUCCUCGACGGGCUGGCUCACGAGGAUGUCCGGGUCGUGAAGCGGUUCGGACCGGGGGAGGCCGAGGGGCCGCUCCCAGAAGACGGCAGGAGGCGCCUUCUCGAGGAGCAGCAGACAAUGGUCAGGGAUCGUAACCUGGCCAUGUUCCAGCUGCUGACGGGGAUCCAGGCGGACUUCCAGCGGCGGGGGCUCAGCCCGAACCUGUGGGAGCAUUGGGUUGGCGAGUGGACGGAGCUCUUGUACUCGUUGGGCGCGCACGAUAGCGAUGAGGACCUGAUCGGCAGUGGAGCGCUGCACGUGGUCCGGAAGUUGCUGCUCGGAGAGGAGGCGACUCUCGAGGACCGCCGGGACCUGGGUAGAGACGCCCCCAUCCUGCGGCACCUCCUAGAUGCGUACGGGGGGCUCACAUUCCCCGGAUGUUUUGCCGGGACGCUCCAUCAGUUGUACCUGUUGUCUCUGCUUGCGAGGGGUGCGACGGGGUUCGAGGGCGAUGGCCAGUUGGGCUGGGUGCACCAGGCGAUUUGGCCGUUCGACCGAGCAGUGGCCCUAGUUGCAGAGGCAAGAGCGAGGCCUCUGUCGAUCGAGGAGCGGCGGCAGUUGGACGAGGCUCGAGGUUUGGCAAACGAGCUGCUCCCGGGGGUCGAGAAGUUGGAGCCGAGCCCUCGGCAAUGGGAGCGGAUGAGUGCAGCCGAGCGGUUGCUUUUGAGAGAGCGGCUGGGGAAGGACGAGAACGGGGAGGAUCUGCAGCCGCUCCCGUUGGGGCACAGCUUUCGAGAGGAGCAGGACGCGCUGGCGUGCUACACCCUUCCUGGUUGGGAGCAGAAGAGGGGGUUACCAUACUACUCGAGCUUCGAGCACCCGGAUGGCCGCAGCCGAACCUUGGAGGAGUUCAAGUGCGCAACGGGGAAGUCGAUGAACGACUGGGAUGCUGAGCACGUGCCGGGGCUAGUGAAGGGGGCCGGAAAGUUGUCGGGGAAGAAGGGCAGUAGGGGAAGCGGCCGAAGAGGUGUCGAGGGGCCUUUGUCUUUUGCUGCUCGCACCGAGUGA
Messenger RNA from Klebsormidium nitens, 3603 nucleotides. The record is from the annotation of a GenBank genome assembly. Lineage: Eukaryota; Viridiplantae; Streptophyta; Klebsormidiophyceae; Klebsormidiales; Klebsormidiaceae.